CCUUCUGUUUCUGCUCUCCCUUAUCUCCUUGAGUGUUGAACAGAGAAGGGAGAAGCCAAUCAUGGGUUCCACUUCACUACCAUCUUCCAUUCAGAUGUCAUCCACACAUUCCACCUUCACUCAAAAACUCAGCACCCCUCUAAAGAAGUUUCAGAUUGUGAUGCCUACAAGAGACACACAAUUUUCUUGCAAACUUCUUCACAAAUCAGUUCCUUUGGCUGCUUCAAUUGCAAUUCUUCUCUGGUCAACCCCAGCACAUGCUGGGUUCAUGUCAGGAAUUUCUGGACUAGAGUCUAUUCCUGGUCCUCAGCUACCUCAGAUUGACUUUAUCAAACGUCUCAAUGAAGAAAACCAGAAGAAAUAUGCUGAGAAUGAUGCAAGAAUUAAAUCAUCCCCCCUGAUGAAGAAACUGCUUGAACAAUCCAAGUUGAAUAAAGAGAAGAACCGUAAAGAAAUUGAGAACAAGUACUGCAUACGUGGGGCAGAAUGGGGAGUUGGAGAUUGUUCAACUGAGGGAAUGUCUCCAGCUGAGAGGGAGAAAUUCAUAGCAAUGUUGAAGCAGAAGGCUGGAGUGGAGUGAUAUAUAUGAUGCCACUAGAGCAUAGAGAACACAAAUAAAUUAUAUAUAGUUUCUUAUAAACUAUGAAUAGGUGCAAGUGCAACUUUAGCAUUUAGAAUUGCUCUAGGUGAUGAAUCAAUUAGGCCUCAUGCAGAGUUUCAAAAUUUUGUUUUUGAAACAAUUGCACAUGAUUUAUUUGUGAUAUUGAGAAAGAAAAGCUCUUACAUCUACCUUGAUUCCUACUUUAGAUGGUUUUGUUUUGUUUUCCUUAA
Molecule: messenger RNA, 831 nt
Organism: Cajanus cajan (pigeon pea)
Lineage: Eukaryota; Viridiplantae; Streptophyta; Magnoliopsida; Fabales; Fabaceae
Source: RefSeq, a predicted model, not a curated record